GACAUUCGUGAGUCGUCCGGGCAACCCGAUGAACGGCACCUUCCACGCACCAGAGCUGGAGAACCCGCGGGGACAUUCACGCAACUGCGUAUACACAUUCCUCGCGGGGCCCGGCCAACGCGUGCAGAUCACAUUCAUCACCUUCAACCUCAGGGGCAGACCACCAGAUGGAGCCGCUGUCGGAGACCUACCGGCCUGUGUGCACGAGUACAUGGAUGUCUACGCGGAAGUGGUAACGCCCAAGGCGGAGGAGCUGGUGAACACACCUUUCGGGGGGCGAUACUGUGGGCCAGUACCACCACGUACCAGGGUGUCGCUGUACAGGGCGUUGGCACUCUCCUACCACACGGAUAAAAACGAGACCACCAGCGAUGUCUUCACCGGGAGGUACCAGUUCAUCAACGACACGGAGUACGAAAUAGGGCAACCGUUACCAGGCAGUCCCUGCAACUUCCUGGUGAAAGGUGCUGUCAAGCACACGGGGGUCUUGCUGACUCCAACGUACCCGGGAGCCUACCCAAAGGCGCUCCACUGCUCUUACCAGUUCCUCGGAGCCCCCGGAGAAAGGAUCAGGAUUGAGUUUCGGGAUUUCGAUCUUUUCUUUGGCGGCCCUCAUUGUCCAUUCGACUACGUGAAGGUAUACGAUGGUCUGGACAACAGUUCGUCGAUAAUAGGAACAUACUGUGGCCAACAGCGUAAUCUAGUGAUAUAUUCAUCUAAUUCUUCACUUCUAGUAACAUUCGUCACCCUUCCACGCACUGCCAAUACUCAGAAUCGGGGGUUCAAGGGCAUCUUUGAGUUUUCAAACUCAUUCACCAAAUUAGAUUUCAUAAGUAAGGAAGGCGAACAUAUAAAAGGCACCGAAUGCGAUCAGAAGAUUUUGAGUAAGAAGGAAUCAAGUGGAUUCCUCUUCAGUCCGAACUACCCCUUCCCUUAUAUGCCAAAGCUAGUCUGUCGGUACUUCAUAUACGGGAUGCAAGACCAACAACAUCUGGAAAGGGUUCGGUUAGAAUUCCUGAUGUUCGAUGUUCCAAAAGCAGGAGGAAAGGGGGAUUGCUCAGAUGGUUACCUCAAGAUCUACCUGAAAGGCCAAGAAACAACAGAUUCGUAUGACAAAUUUGACUAUGAAAUUUGUGGAGAGGAAAGUGAUCCACGAGUUGUAGUUAGUGAUGGUCCUCGUAUGGUGCUAGUUUUCAGCAGUGGAGAGCUUAUGGGUAGAGGGUUUAAGGCGCAGUAUACUUUUGAGACUGAGUACCGGAUUCCUGGUACUGCCGCUCCAGAUGGCACUUGUUUUUUCACAUACCGGAGCACCAGCAGGAAGAGGGGCGAGUUUAACUCACCCCGAUACCCCUCCAACUACCCCAGUAAUACGAACUGCACCUAUUUAUUCCUAGCCACCGACAACGAGCAGGUGACGCUGGUUUUCGAUAAUUUCAAAAUUCGCGCGGAUAACGUUAACACCAGUAUUGGUUCCUAUGGAACUAUUUGCCAAGAAGACUGGAUCGAAAUAUACAACAUAUACCGCGACGGAACUGAAACGAAAAUUGGCCGGUACUGUCACAUGUCGGCUCCAGGUCCCAUAGAAUCUAACAGAGGUGCCAUCGGCCUUAAGCUUAUCUUACACUCGGACGGAGAGGGGGUAUAUAGCGGCUUCAAAGCAAGGUACAGUUUUGAAGUAGCAAAGUCAAUCUUCGGGGACUGUGGUGGUAAUGUAAGCAGCUUGGAUUUUGGAAUCAUCACAAGUCCAAACUAUCCUAAGGACUACGGGACGCUAUCUAAAAACCAGGCUUCUAAGAGCUGUAAUUGGUACAUUACUGUUCGGCCGAGGUAUAAAAUCCUAUUGGUGUUCGACACGUUUGCCUUGGAAGGAGAACCGAUAGGAAGGGGAUGUCCUGCUGCAGUUCUGAGGGUAUGGAAUGACCUUUCGACUACACCAAUAGAGCUAUGUGGGGAGAAACCUCCUGGGGUCAGUACGCAGUGGCAGUAUUUGUCUACGUCCAACACCGUGAGGUUAAGCUUUAUAACAGCAGACAAGGCCGUAGGUGCGAAAGGGUUCCACGCCAUCUGGACGGAAGUGAUGGAGGGGCCGAGUUGUGAUGAGUUCCAGUGCCUACAGUCCGGUUUCUGCCUGCCGAACCGGUUGAGGUGCAACGACCACCCCAACUGCGGGCUCGAAGACGAAUCUGAUGAGGCGGACUGCAAACCAGUAGAACAGCCUAGAGAAAAAUUUAAGAUAUCGUGGGUGUGUGCUAUAGCUGCCAUUUUACUUGCUUUGGUUUUGUUAUGCAUCAUAUGUCACAGACUGUUGGGUAGGAAACGUCGGAGACGUCGGCGCGGAGGCGGCCAGUUCCCGUUGCCGAUCGCUGCCUUCGCAGUUCCAGGACCGUCAUCGGCCAGGCAAGCGCCCCCCUCUCCCCCUCCACCGCCUCCGCCACCGCCCCCACCUGCCAUGCACUUCUGCGAGGAAAUGGCUGAGAGGUACGCCUCCAGCGUCGACAGCGUCUGAUGAUGGCGGAUUGGCGGGUGCGCUUUGAAACGUCGUCUACGCGCGCCACGUCACUAUUUCCGCCGCUCCUCAUCUUCACGUCGUCGCCUCCCCCGCGAGAUGGCGCGACGCCUGCUCGCUGCCGUCAGCCUGAGCGUGAACACGUUGCGGACACUACCGCUUGCGCUACUUCGGUCGAUUAUCGGCAACGUCGCAAUAAAGGCGGCCUUGUUCAUUGGUUGAUCAUUUUGAGGUUAUUUUUUCAGUGAAAAGAUGAUUUGAUGAGGAUGAAGUUGGAUAGUAUGGUACGGUAAAGAAUAAAUUUAUAUUAUAUUCGUUUCACAGCAGUUUGAAUGAGCACAUUUUAUAUUUAUUCUACAGAUGUUUCAAGUUCUCAUGAAGACUUCAAUACAAUAACUUGUUUCACCAUCUCUGAUAUAAAUUGCAGGUACAGAUCAGAAGUUGAUGUUGAUUUAAGCUGCUGGCUGGCAACACAAAGAUAUAAGUGUGUGUAGUUAUUUGCUACUAUCAUAUAAUUUAUUUUUAUCUUGUAUAUUUGGACAAACCAAUUCUUUACUGAGUACCAAAAAUGCGAUCCAACGAGCCUCACACUCGAGAAAAUUGAAAUUUAAAGGCUGAGUUUUAUAUCGCAUAAUGCAUAUGCCUAAAUAGGCGAAGAUUAGUUAAAACCAACUAACGAAGGAAACAUUUUUGAUUUUUAUUGAAAAUAGAGUUUUGGUAAUCGCAAAUAGUGCAUACGUAAACAUUAACAUUGACAUUCAAGUUAUAAGAUGCAAUGGAAUAAAGGUUAUCGUUGAGAAGGUUUAGACAUGCGGUAUUUAUGAUUACCAAAGCUAAAGAACAACAAUUACACACCGAUCUUAUGUACGUUCAUUUGUUAUGGCCUAUGAACUUUGUGAAUAUUUCUCACUUUUUACGAAUAAAACACAUUGUGGAUUCGGCCUAUCAAUGCAUAACAUCAUGCUCACGUACCUAUUAUUAAAAGUAUGCAUUUCAGGCAUCAUGCAAGAGUUUUGCGUUUCGUUUGUAAGAACUAAGCUUCCUGAAGCUGCAUCCUUACUCUUGGUAUGGGGCACUGGGUAAGAAAAGGAAGACAUAAUUCUGAAUCGUUUUGUUUUCAUGAUCGAGUUUGAUAGUUUUAUUAGAAAGAACCCUAUAGCAUAACUCUGUAGUAGUGUACAUACAUUCGUGUUCUUUUGUUAAGCCCCUUAUAUAAACUUACAAGAAUCACGGCAAACUAUAGGAUGGAUUUACAAGUAUUGCGUUUAAGUGUUCUAUUUCUGUUAAAUAUUCAUUUCUAAUUAUAAGUUGGGGACAUCUUAUAAUUAAAGUUGAAUAUCAGGACUGAAAACAAUGUAUUUCUUAUUUGUCUUGAGAGCCAGAUGUUACUCCGAAAUGAGUACAAUCUUUAAAGACAAUAAUAGGUAAUAGAAUUUUUAUUCCAUUGACAAAUUUUAGUACAUAUUUUGUGUCAAGCUGAGCGAAAAUUAUCAACAAGGAUUUUCAUAUUUAUUGCUUCUUCGUUUAUGGUGGUUGAACUAUCGAUACAUUAAGAUAAGGCCUUUUUGAUCAAGCUGGCAGAUAAAUACUUCUAUGUCUGUAUAUUUCCAGAAGAAGUUGUUACCGCUUUUUAAAGAAAGGCUAAAAUUAUCGGAUAGACAAUACAUUUUUUGUUUAUAUGAGGACGGUUGAAAUUCAAGACAGUUUCAGGAAGUUUGGGUCUCAAAAGAAAAGCAUCUAACUCUUCAUUUGUUCGUUGGACAAUCACAAAUCACGCAAAGGCUGGCGGUUCGGACAGGAUCGCGCCACAGAGCGAUCCCAAGUGCAGAAAACAAACAAUUUGAUCACGUGCGCGUCUCAGUUUUUACACUUUGUCAGUAUUAGAGAUACAUAUUUGCAAUACAAAGAAAUCAACGUGGUUAUAUAAUAAGUGUUAGUGCGACAUAUUAUGAACUGUAUGUAGUUGAGUAAAUAAACGUAACCGUUUUUCGGUAUUUUCAGUGCCACAAUACACACGAAGGACUUUUUUGAAAAUCGUUUGCGUUUGAAGGUUGACUGCAAGGUAAAUGUUAUAAAACGGAAUAGCUUUCGGCUAAAAAAAAACUGUUGUGGUCAACUGCUCAAUCUGUAGACGAAAGCAAAUUAGAAAAAAUCAUCGAUACGGGAUCUGGUAUGACAACUGAAUUUGAGUUUUUUCCCACUAGGGAGCUUUGGUCAAGCAGAAGAUUAAAGUGAUGAACCGAAUAGAAGUAAACUAAAUCCUUUACGAUGUUGGCCUCGUGUAAUGGAACUAAAACUAUUUCGGAAAAAUCUUAUUUCACAAAAUGGUCGGAUUGUGUUUCUUGAUGUAGGCUGAAGUCAAAGAAUUCCAUUUGAAAUACGUGUGAUAAUAUCGUUCUCCUAUCGUAAGUCCUAAGAAAUACUACACAAUACAUGUUUUCCUAUAAAUGCAGUCCUUAGAGAUAUGGACCAUGUGAAACGAGGCCUAGAUUAUUUUAAAGCAAUUUCUCUGACAUGACCAAGAUUAAGGUUGUAAUGAAAUUUUAUUUUUUAUUAUCAACAUUUCAUCAGUGCGUUCUGGAGUGUCAAAUAUUCAGUUUUAGUUGCCGCAUCAACAUCCGCAUCGGUGAGAUUUUGUUUGGUUUCUAAUUCACAGAUUGACUGUUCCAGUAUCCAUUGUACAAAAGCCUUCGAAACAUUUUAUCUUGCUCUCAACCAUCAAACUAUCUAUGUAUUAUCCAAAGUAGUGGAGGUCUUUAGUUAUGAAGGCUGAACAUAACGUCAGUUCUAUAUUUUUUUGCAAUACUUGAAUUCGAUAUCAUUAGCUGUUGCUAGUUGAGUGCUAGCUUGUCAAGUAUGACAUAUACUUGAGCCUUGCUACAACUCAUGAGCAUGUUGGGACAGAGAUUGUAUUAAUGACAGAAAAUAACUUGGCAAGGUACGGUAUUUUUGUUUUGUUGUUCAGAUGUAAUAUUUUGUUAUUUUUAUCUAUUUAUCACUAGGAAUUGCCAUUUUGUUUUAUCAAAUCUACUUCUGAAUGUCCCAUUUGUUUCAAAAAAGACUAGGAAGUGAGAGUUUGCAGAAAGAUCUAUGCAAAUAAUGAAUAUUGCAAAUUCUGAUUAUCCUUUACUUCCUUAUUAAACAUGAUAUCGACAAAAGUUAAUGCAAAAACAAAAUACCUCCACUUCUGGGAUACUAUAGUUUUCUUAAAAAUAACAGGGGUGCUCUAGAAUUUUAUUUUUUACAACGAAUAACCAUUCUUCCUCGUGCAAUGGACAACAUAUAGAAGAAACGUAAGUGAAACAAUCUACUGCCGUGUUAAAAAAUCUUGCUUUGUAGUGUGAAUUUCAGAUAACAAAAUGGGAUUAUCCCAAGUAUGGUUGGUUACAUAUGGCUUACCAUCCAACUUUCGACAGCACUUUCAAACCUGAUGACGUAUGUUAAUUUAUCACUGGGUGACUUUUUUUAUGAUUUUUGGCGUCGAUUUUUCAUCUUGCAACCA
This is a messenger RNA of Acanthoscelides obtectus, 6008 nucleotides long. The record is from the annotation of a GenBank genome assembly. NCBI's taxonomy places the organism in Eukaryota, Metazoa, Arthropoda, Insecta, Coleoptera, Chrysomelidae.